This is a messenger RNA of Penicillium griseofulvum, 813 nucleotides long. RefSeq names its product class I SAM-dependent methyltransferase. The record is from RefSeq and is a predicted model, not a curated record. The transcript is spliced from 2 exons. Lineage: Eukaryota; Fungi; Ascomycota; Eurotiomycetes; Eurotiales; Aspergillaceae. Gene Ontology annotation, molecular function: methyltransferase activity. The coding region runs from base 1 to 813 and encodes 270 amino acids.
AUGUUCAAACUUGCGAUGGGCGGAAAGGUAUUCCAUGCUCCACUGCGAGACCCAAAGAGGAUUCUUGAUAUUGGUACUGGCUCCGGGAUAUGGCCAAUGGAUAUGGCGGCCGUGUUUCCAAAUGCCGAAAUAAUAGGGACAGACUUAUCCCCAGUGCAGCCAACCGAAGUACCGCCCAACGUCCAUUUCCUGGUUGAUGAUGCCACUGAAGAAGAGUGGAUGUGGGACAGUGACCAUUUUGAUUUGAUUCAUACCGGCCACAUGACUGGAUCCCUGCCAUCAUUCAGACGGGUACUACGACAGGCAUUCAAACACCUCAAACCCGGGGCAUACAUGGAAUGUCACGAGCUUGACCCCAAACCAAAAUGUGACGAUGGCACAAUGCCCCCCGAAAACCUAGACGGAGGAUACAGUGCAUACGCCAUCCACGACUGGGUAGAUCUUAGUGUGCGUUCGGGCCGUCAGUCCGACCCACCCAGGCAAUUCCGAAUUGCCCACCGGAUUGCACAGUGGAUGAAAGAUAUAGGAUUCGUCGACGUUGAACAACGACUCUCCAAAAUCCCCAUAAACCCCUGGCCGGAAGACGAGAAGCUAAAAGCCAUCGGCGCCUGGAGUGAGAGCAAUUGGCUCGAUGCUUUGUCAGGGUGGUCAUAUAAACCUUUUCUUGAACUUGGGUGGUCGAAACCUGAGAUUGAAGUCUUCCUUGUUGAUGUGAGGAGAAGUAUACAGGACCGGAGUAUCCAUGCUUAUAUGGACUUUUAUGUGGUGACAGGACGGAAACCUCUUCCUAAUGAACUCAAAACCGCUUCCUGA